AUGGAUGAGUCAUCAUCUUCAUCGGAUUCUGCAUCGGAUGUAGAGCCCACCAAUCCCAGCAUGUGGAUCAUACCUGGGCAGUACAAAUGGGAGGUCCUUCGUAAAAGGACGCAGAAAGCUCAUAUUUCGCAGCGGGUGUGGAAUACAGAGCAUUUAAGGAAAAUUAAGACCAUGUGUGGAAAGCCACAAGGGGGGCCACCUACCGGUGCUAUUCCGCAGGUUGUCGAAGAGUGGAGACCAGAGACACAUACCUUUCACAUGACCCAAGGUGAGAUGAUGAUCACCUUACAAGAUGUGGCAGGCAUAUUGGGCUUGCCGACUGACGGCACUGUCGUCACCGGAUCGACCUCCGAGGAUUGGCACGCAGCUUGUGCUGCUGUUUUUGGACAUGUUCCAGAGGCCGGUGAGUUCCAUCGUUCCAGCGACCUCCGCAUCUCAUUCUUGGAUCAGCAUUAUACUUGGUGGACUGAUCAGGAGGGGAAUCACGAUGCCGAGAUCUACUUCACAAAAGCCCACAUUGCCCGAAUGUUGGGGACUUGGUUGCUAGCGGACAAGUCUAGAGAUGCCCGUCGAACUGACAUGGGUGGUUGCCAUAUUCUCCUUCAAAUUUGGGCAUGGAUACAAUUCCCACCCAUUGCUCUACCCCUUCCUCCUCAUCCAGAGCCGGGCACACAUUAUGGUUGCCGGUUUAAUACUGUAGAAAAGUUUAAACCUCAUGAGGUCACCCAUUAUCGGGCAACAUUGGACACACUGUGUAGAGAUGAGGUGGUGUGGCAGCCAUAUAUUGAAUAUGAGUGGCUUGACGUGACUCUAGAGCAGCAGUACCUGUGGCUUGCUGCCAAACCUAUUAUCUACUUCCACACAGUAGAGGCAUGUCAACCGGAUAGGUGCAUGCGACAGUUCGAUCUUGAUCAACCCAUCCCGGAUAAAUCUAGGAAGUUGAGAGGGAUACAUGAUCAUACUCUACGGGGGAAGGUUGAAGAGAACUGGAGACGUAAGCUGAGGCCUCACAUUGAUCGAUGGAAUACCAAGGUUCAGCAUAUUGUACUGCCACCUCCAUUAUAUGGUUUGAUGUCACCUAAUCAUGCGUAG
Gastrolobium bilobum is the source of this 1092-nucleotide messenger RNA. RefSeq names its product serine/threonine-protein phosphatase 7 long form homolog. The record is from RefSeq and is a predicted model, not a curated record. The coding region runs from base 1 to 1092 and encodes 363 amino acids. Gene Ontology annotation, biological process: meristem maintenance; meristem development. The transcript is spliced from 5 exons. NCBI's taxonomy places the organism in Eukaryota, Viridiplantae, Streptophyta, Magnoliopsida, Fabales, Fabaceae.